Trematosphaeria pertusa is the source of this 766-nucleotide messenger RNA. RefSeq lists its product as uncharacterized. The record is from RefSeq and is a predicted model, not a curated record. The coding region runs from base 430 to 621 and encodes 63 amino acids. The transcript is spliced from 4 exons. NCBI's taxonomy places the organism in Eukaryota, Fungi, Ascomycota, Dothideomycetes, Pleosporales, Trematosphaeriaceae.
UGAUUGAUUGAUUUCUCUCGUUUUAAGUCACUAACCUAUAGAGGUUAUGCUGACUACGCCUACGCACAAAAGGGCUCAAAGGACGCCAAAAUUAAGAGAAGGGAACAGGGUAUCACAGAACCACGGGCAGGUGGCAUAAGUCGACAGAAAAGAACGGUUCGGGCGCGGAUGACGAGGGCGUAGCCCACCACGGCGCUACGAACCAUGGCACGAAGCUGCCAACGAAAAAGGAGCCCUAGAAAGCUCCUCAACAACGACGAUGGUCAUCGAAAAGGGCGCAAACAACACCAGCAAAAGGGCAGUGAGGGCGGACAGCUAUAGACGCUGCGCGCGAGACCCACAGGUAUAAAACGGAGUCUCUUGCCUGCGCUCCUAGUCCACCACAUCUUGCACAAUAUUCGAUCGAGCAGCUCACACUACACACGAACGAUGGCACCUCCGAUUCUCCUCUCCACAACACGGAACUCCUAUGCGAGCUUACGGGGUAUAGACGCAGUUAUAUUUAAUAAGCUCUGCAACAGGAGGCUAGGGGGAGCUAGCAAGGAUUGCAAGCCUAGCUCUAUUAAGCACGACACCACAAGGGCAUUGCAGUUCCUUAAUAUAGAUGCCCCUCCGUUCUAAAGCAUUAACUAACGCAAAGCAGAGAAGAGAAACACUCUAAGCGACACUAACUACAUCCUUAAACAGAAAGAGUUCGUUAAAGGUCUGCUUCGGAAAACGCAGAAGGACAAGAGCUACAACACCAAGGAGAAGAAGGCCAUUGAGG